Messenger RNA from Seriola aureovittata, 5628 nucleotides. Its product is annotated as radixin-like. NCBI's taxonomy places the organism in Eukaryota, Metazoa, Chordata, Actinopteri, Carangiformes, Carangidae. The transcript is spliced from 16 exons. Gene Ontology annotation, molecular function: actin binding; cell adhesion molecule binding. Gene Ontology annotation, biological process: regulation of cell shape; positive regulation of early endosome to late endosome transport; positive regulation of protein localization to early endosome. The record is from RefSeq and is a predicted model, not a curated record. Bases 1026 to 2771 code for a protein of 581 amino acids. Gene Ontology annotation, cellular component: adherens junction; microvillus; cytoskeleton.
GCCUCUUGAUUGCACCAGGUGAUAGAGCCGUCUGCGUCUUCACCCUGCAGCGAUGUUCCCGUAGCAUGCUUCAAUGCCUGCAUAUUUAUUACCCUAAAUCACAAAGAUGGGCUGCAACAGAGAUGAAGGUGUCCCGUCAUCAUUUGACUGCAAUGCAUGUGGAUUCGCCUGGUUUACUCUAAUUAAAGUCUGGUUGUUUGGGUGAUGGAUCUACAUUUUGGAGCAAACAGGAGGAAACUGUUGCUUUAAUUCUUCAAUAGCAAUUCAAGUGUGAAAACAUUGUAAACAUAUUAUUAUUGAUUAAAGGGCUUAAUGUCAUUCAUUUUACCAGUGCAAUGAAAUCACUAGUAUUUAAGGCUCUUCCUGGAAUGUCUUUAGUAUGUGAGAAGCAAUUGUUUCUUAUUUCAUGGUGACCAUCAACUAAAGGUCAAAGUUCAUCCUUGUUUUUUUUAUUUACAGCCACAGUACAACACUGUACAUGAGCAACAAACAUGGCCGUGUGAAAGCAUCUGUUGUACACAGGCUUUACAUGACAAUAGUGUCCUUUUUUUUUUCUUUCUUUCUUUCUUUCAGGCGAGGAACCGGCACAUGGCAGCGGGCGACCUUGGACAGCCUCGAACGUCUCACGGGAGGACGGAUGACCUUCAUUCUCCAGUAAGACCGCGUGCCAUUGGCUGGUGGACAAAGCGGGCGUGUGCAAGGACAGUGACAGUGCCACGGGGGGAAUUGAAGUGAGGGGACUGAGGAGGAGCGGAGACACUCCUCCUCUCACCACCUGCUCCUCAUGCCUCCAGUGUUACUUUUCAGAGUGCGGUGUUGGGAAGGGAAGCAGAGGACGACUGCGGGGGGGCAGAGGGAGACAGCGCAGACACAAAAGCAGAACAGAGGAUGGAAGAAGAAGAGGAGGAGAGGGAGAAAGAGAGCGAUGUGGUCAGCAGAAGAGGCCCUGUUAUACAAGUGUUUUUGUCGUCCUGUGACGGAUUUAUCCUCUCAGCUGUUGGGUGUAAGGAGGAGAGGAAGCAAAGAUGCCGAAACCGAUCAAUGUCCGUGUUACCACCAUGGAUGCAGAGCUGGAGUUUGCCAUCCAACCGAAUACCACAGGAAAACAGCUCUUUGACCAGGUGGUGAAGACAGUGGGUCUUAGGGAGGUCUGGUUCUUUGGCCUACAGUAUGUGGACAGUAAAGGCUAUAUCACCUGGCUCAAACUCAACAAGAAGGUGACCCAGCAGGACGUGAAGAAAGAGAACCCUCUGCAGUUUAAGUUCAGAGCCAAAUUCUUCCCUGAAGAUGUCUCAGAGGAGCUAAUCCAGGAGAUCACCCAGAGACUCUUCUUCCUCCAGGUGAAGGAGGCGAUCCUGAACGAUGAGAACUACUGUCCUCCAGAGACAGCUGUGUUACUGGCAUCAUACGCUGUCCAGGCCAAGUACGGAGACUACAACAAAGAUGUCCACAAGCCCGGCUACCUUACCCAUGAUAGACUGCUGCCUCAGAGAGUCCUGGAGCAACACAAGCUGACCAAGGAGCAGUGGGAGGACAGGAUACAGACUUGGCACGAAGAACACAGAGGAAUGCUCAGAGAGGACUCGAUGAUGGAGUAUCUAAAAAUCGCCCAGGACCUGGAGAUGUACGGCGUCAACUACUUUGAGAUCAAAAACAAGAAGGGCACACAGCUGUGGCUGGGCGUGGAUGCCCUAGGCCUCAACAUCUAUGAACACGAAGACAAGUUGACACCAAAGAUUGGCUUCCCUUGGAGUGAGAUUAGAAACAUCUCUUUCAAUGACAAGAAGUUUGUCAUUAAACCAAUUGACAAGAAAGCACCUGACUUUGUGUUUUAUGCCCCACGUCUGCGCAUCAACAAGCGUAUCUUGGCAUUGUGUAUGGGCAACCACGAGUUGUACAUGAGGAGGAGAAAGCCCGACACCAUUGAGGUGCAGCAGAUGAAGGCUCAGGCCCGGGAGGAGAAGCACCACAAGCAGAUGGAGAGGGCCCAGCUGGAGAAUGAGAAAAAGAAGCGAGAGCAUGCAGAGAAAGAGAAGGAAAGGAUAGAGCGUGAGAAAGAAGAGCUCAUGGAGAGGCUAAGGCAGAUUGAAGAGCAGACGAUGACAGCUCAGAAAGAGCUUGAGGAACAGACUCGCCGGGCAAUGGAGCUGGAGCAGGAGAGAAAGAGAGCGAGAGAGGAGGCGGAGAGGCUGGAGAGAGAGAGGCAAAUGGCCGAGGAGGCAAAGUCAGAGCUGGCCAAACAGGCUGAAGACCAGCAAAAGAACCAGGAGCAACUGGCUGCUGAACUGGCUGAAUUCACAGCCAAGAUCGCUCUCCUGGAAGACGCCAAAAGGAAGAAAGAAGAUGAGGCCACAGAAUGGCAGCACAAGGCUCUGUCGGCCCAGGAGGACUUGGAGAAGACCAAGGAGGAACUGAAGACUGCAAUGACAGUGGUGCCAGCGCCUCCUGGCGGCCACGCUGAGAGCGAGCAUGACGAGCAGGACGAGAACCACGCAGAAGCCAGUGCCGAGCUGUCCAACGAGGGCGUCAGCCAGCUGGACCUCCGCAGCGAAGAGGAGCGCGUCACUGAAGCCCAGAAGAACGAGAGGGUCAAGCAACAGCUGCAGACAUUAAGUUCAGAGUUGGCCGAGGCCAGAGAUGAAACCAAGAAGACACAGAACGACGUGCUUCACGCCGAGAAUGUUAAAGCAGGCCGAGACAAAUACAAAACGCUGCGCCAGAUCCGACAAGGCAACACGAAGCAGCGCAUCGAUGAAUUUGAGUCCAUGUGAGAACAGCGCCUCUCCCUCCUCGGCCCGCUUUGCCUCAGGAGUACGUGUUUCCGAACUUUCCCCUCAGCGGCCGCUCGAUUUUCAUGGACAACAGAUGCUGCCGUCCUUGUUAUCCCAGUGAGUGCCCCUCAACAAACCCCAAGCAAUCUUGAGAAAUAAUCUUGUCAAACGUUGCCAAAGUCCUGCCCCACAUCUCCACUCCAGUUUGAAAAUUGCUACGAUACAGAGCUGCUUACACGCCACUUUGAACAAGCAAAUAUUGUCAAACUGCAGAGGUCAUCUUUAAUCCACAGGGGAAAAGAGAAACUGUAAAACCAAAAUGGAAGCAAUUGGAUUUUUUUAUUUUGAGCAAACAUGGCCAUAGAAAGCUACUUUUGUUGUGUUUUUUUGUUUGCUUAACGACUUAUAUGCAAAGCUUUAGUAUGAUUCCAUGUCUUCAGUUAAAGUAACCUGUCCUCUCCUUGUUUUUAAGUUCUUUUCCUCUGCUUUUGUUUGACUCGUUUUAUUGAUGAUGCCCUUCUUUUUAGUUGUCUGUCGAACACAAUGAGGAGUUUGGGAAUAAAUGAGGUCAAUAUUUUCAUUCAGUGUCAAAGCGCUGCUAUGUUACAUCAGGUCACAACAUUUCACAUGCUAAAUAUGUUAGAGAGCUGAGCUGAGAUCAUUUCACUCUAUUCAGUCUAUUCAAACUAUUGUUUUAAUUUCACAUUAAUAGGUUUAUAUAAAAUGACACUGCAGUAUUUUAAUAGUUUCAUUUGAGGCUAAAUAUCAAGAAUAGCAACAUUUUCUGAUUUUGAUGAAAAUCCAUCGUGUGAAGUGAAUUGACCCUCGUAGGGAAAAGAGCCACCCAACUUGAACGAAUGUAGCACAGGUAACAAAGGGAAAGUGUUUUACAUGCAGAGGUGAUAGGACAGCAUGUAAUAAGCUUGUGCCACUGAGCUAUCGCCCCUUGAGCUUGAAAGUGUUAUGAAGAUAAGCUAAGAUAAGCGUGUGUGUGUGUGUGUGUGUGUGUGUGUGUGUGUGUGUUUUCGUUUUCCAGUUGCAUCCCAGUGUUUCAUUCCCAGUCACCAUAGAUGGUUUUCUCUGCCUACCAGCUCACAAAGGAGCGCAGGGUAUUAAAUGGACAGACAGAACAGACAGAUUAGUAAUGUGUCCAAGCUGUUUGUCUGUUUGUCCAAAUGUGUGUGUGUGUGUGUGUGUGUGUGUGUGUGUGUGUGUGUGUGUGUGUGUGUGUGUGUGUGUGUGUGUGUGUGUGUGUGUGUGUGUUUGUGUUUGUGUUUGUGAGAGAGAGAGAGAGGGUGUACAUGAGUGUGUGUGGAGGUGUGGAAGCUGAGGCCUGGCACCUUUCUGGCUGGGGAGCUUAUGAAAACAUCAGUCCUCCACCCGGGACAAAUCUCUACCUCAGUAAUGUUAGCAGUGGUGACUGACAGUCAAACACUCAGGGUGUAACCCCCCCCACCCCCACCUCUCGUUUUCCAAAAAAUAAGAUUUUACUUGGUUGCUGUUACAUCUGUUGGCAAUGCUCCUGGGCAGGCUACGUUUGGUCAGAGCUUAGUUGCUUUGUAGCUGUAUGUUGGUCAAGUGAGAUCUAGUUUGGAAAGAGUUUUUUUCUUACAUUUGAAGCUGGUUUUACUUGGUGGUCUCUCCCUCCUCCUGGCCUUGCUCAGAUGUUUCUAUUCAUUCUCAUUUUGUCUGAAAAUAAUCCCAAACAAUGAGGAAGGUGAAUUAAAUAAUGUUGCAGAUAUGAGAAUGGAGAUGUACUAUAAUAUACAGAUCUGACUGGGUCCUGUGAUGUGUUUGGUUUCUUAAGAGCCAUAAGUUGUCGGUGGUAAAAGGCUGGGUCUAUGGAACCAGCUGGACUCUAGACAUCUUAAAAGAAGGCUCUCCUGUAAAAUAAUUCAAAUGGCCUUCAAAGUCUGCACUGAACUUUUCUCUCCUCUUUUACAAUUUCAAUGAAAGGAGACAGUUUGCAGACCUGCAUUGAAUUCUUGAGAUUGAGAGACGUGAAUUCGUAAAGAGAUGAGAUAUUAGUUGUUCUUAAUGUGAAGGGACCUCACUAUUGUGAUUUGUGCAAAUCUCUCCAAAAUAAAAUGGAGAAUCAGCCAAUUUCUUCCCCUAAAAUCAUAUUCUAAAUUCUCAUCAAACAUUGUUUGUGCUCAGACAACAAAUUGACUCUACCUUUUUGUGGGGUGGAAAAUAUGUUCCAGGGUGCAUUUUUGAAAUGAGUGAACAUUAAGUUUUCCUUUUUUUUUUUUUUUUUUUUUAUUAACAAUAUGAUGAAAAAUGUUUAUGGUAUUAUUUGUUACUGCUAUACUUGACAGCUGGUGUAGGUUGACUUUUUUUUUUUUUUUUUUUGAUAGUCAGAGUUUUAAAGUCAAAGCACUUGUAUGAAACAAGACACUGAAGACUGCCUUUUGUGUUUAACUUCACAGUGUCCAUUGUUAGUGUUGUGUUUGCCAUAGCAGGUGAAAAAAAUGAUCCUGUGUUUCCAGCUCAUAUUUUUGUAUUGUGUACAAAGACCGUAAACCAGCAGCAUGCAUCGCUAUACUGGACAGCUUAAUUGGAGGGGAAAACUCACACCACACCCCCAAACCUUCCACAAUCAAACUAUAAGGCUUCAGUUAGACUCAGUCUUUCUUCACAGCAGAAUGUUAUUAGCCUGCCUGUCCCCUCCAAUGAAGCCAGCGUCUGUGAUGAUGUCUGCUCUGGCACCAGCUGUCAUGUUUCGCUGUUUGUUUUUUUUUCUUUUCUGUUGUUUUUUUUUCUCCCCUUAUGUUCAUGAUAGUAUUCUUUAAGAUAGAAGGCACAGAUGGAUUGCGGUCCAUUUCAUUGGUUCACAAAUAAAAGUUUUAAAUUUUGA